Messenger RNA from Yamadazyma jaroonii, 3156 nucleotides. The record is from the annotation of a GenBank genome assembly. Lineage: Eukaryota; Fungi; Ascomycota; Pichiomycetes; Serinales; Debaryomycetaceae.
AUGUCAGGUAUAAAGAAUUCUUCUGGAAGUUUUGAAGACCUUAAAACAAGCGAAAAAGAGACUGUUCUUCAUAGUGAAAAAUCCAAAGAAUACUACCAACAACAUGAAGAUGAAGUCAUCAGAACUUUCAAAGUAGAUAUUGAUACAGGUUUAAGUGAUGCUCAAGUUAAGGAAAACUUUGGGAAGUUUGGAGCUAAUAAUUUGGGUAAUGAAGCUACUAUCAGUUAUUCUAAGAUCUUAGCCCAUCAAGUAUUCAAUGCUAUGAUUAUGGUGUUGCUUAUAUCUAUGAUAAUUGCAUUGGCAAUCAAAGAUUGGAUCUCGGGAGGUGUGAUUGCUGGAGUGGUUGGAAUUAAUAUUAUCGUUGGUUUCAUUCAAGAAGUUAAAGCUGAGAAAACGAUGGGUUCUUUAAGAAGCUUAUCAUCGCCAAUGGCUAGAGUAUUAAGGAAUGGAGUAGAAUCUAACAUCAAUACUGAUGAAGUGGUACCGGGUGAUAUCAUACACAUCUCUGUGGGUGAUACAGUUCCAGCAGAUUUGAGAUUAAUCGAAUGUACUAAUUUAGAAACGGACGAAGCAUUAUUGACAGGGGAAUCAUUACCAGUAGCAAAAGACCCUCAAGUAAUUGAAGGUGAAUGUCCAGUUGGUGACAGGAUUAAUCUUGCCUUCUCAUCUUCGGUAGUAGCAAAAGGAAGAGGUGUGGGUAUUGUGGUAGAUACUGGUUUAAGCACAGAAAUUGGUAAAAUCGCCGCCUCUUUACAAAAUUCCGAAGACAAGCUAAUUGUGAAACCCACCCCUGGUUCUGGAAUUAUUGGCUUUGUUAAAGCCUUUGGGAAGUCUACUUUAAAUAUAAUCUUGAAUGUUUUAGGUACAAAUGUUGGUACUCCUUUACAGAGAAGAUUAUCAUGGUUGGCUAUAUUAUUAUUCUGGGUAGCUGUUUUAUUUGCCAUUGUUGUGAUGGCAUCACAAACCUUCAGGGUAAAUAAAUCAGUGGCUAUUUAUGCUAUUUGUGUAGCAUUAUCAAUGAUUCCUUCUUCUUUGGUUGUGGUUUUAACUAUCACCAUGGCUAUAGGAUCUCAGGUUAUGGUUACUAAGAAUGUCAUUGUUCGUAAGUUAGAUUCUCUUGAAGCUUUAGGAGGUAUUAAUGAUAUUUGUUCUGAUAAAACGGGUACUUUAACCUUGGGUAAAAUGAUAGCCAGGAAAAUUUGGAUACCGACGGUGGGGACUUAUCUAGUUACCAAUUCGAAUGAUGUUUUGGAUCCAGAAGAUGGAGAAAUUUCUUUCAACAAGUCAAGUCCUUAUUUCAUUAAGCAGUCAGAUGAGGAAUCUGAUUUUAUUCCAAAUUAUCCCUUGGCUAACAAUUUCCGUGGAUGGUUAGAAACAGCCACUUUGGCAAAUAUAGCUAAAGUCAUUAAAAAUGAAGAAGGUUGGGAAGCUCAUGGUGAUGCCACCGAAAUAGCAAUCAACGUAUUCACUCAGAGAGUGGAUUAUUCAAGAGACAAUUAUAUUGAAAAAUAUUCUUUGGAACAUAUUGAAGAAUUUCCUUUUGAUUCCAGUAUCAAAAGAAUGUCUGCCAUCUAUAAAAACUCAAAAACUGGCGAAUCAAAAGUAUAUACCAAAGGAGCUGUGGAACGAUUAUUGACUAUCUGUACUCAUUGGCAUGGAGAAGACCAAGAUAAUGAACAACUCAUACCAUUGACUCAGGAAGAUAGAGAAUCAAUUGAGAAUAACAUGAAUGCGUUAUCAUCUGAAGGUUUAAGGGUAUUGGCCUUUGCCACAAGAGGUAUAAGUGAAAAGGAAGAAUAUAAAAGGGAAUUAGUUGAACAAAACUUGACUUUCCAAGGGUUGAUUGGAAUUUAUGAUCCACCAAGACCUGAAACGGCUGGCUCAGUGAAAGCAUGUCAUAAAGCAGGUAUCAAUGUUCAUAUGUUGACUGGGGAUCAUCCAGGUACAGCUAAAGCAAUUGCUCAAGAAGUUGGUAUCAUUCCUCAUAAUUUAUAUCAUUAUGCUGACGAUGUGGUUAGAGCUAUGGUUAUGACAGCUUCAGAAUUUGAUAAAUUAUCCGAUGAAGAAGUUGAUAAUUUACCUGUAUUACCUUUGGUUAUUGCUAGAUGUGCUCCUCAAACAAAAGUACGGAUGAUUGAAGCAUUACAUAGAAGAAAUAAAUUUUGUGCUAUGACAGGUGAUGGUGUUAAUGAUUCACCUUCAUUGAAAAAGGCAGAUGUAGGAAUUGCUAUGGGAAUGAAUGGUUCAGAUGUUGCUAAAGAUGCUUCUGAUAUCAUUUUAACUGAUGAUAACUUUUCAUCCAUUUUGAAUGCUAUUGAAGAAGGUAGAAGAAUGAGUUCCAAUAUCCAGAAGUUUGUUCUUCAAUUAUUAGCGGAAAAUGUAGCUCAAGCUUUCUACUUAAUGAUUGGUUUGGCUUUCAUUGAUGAUGAUAGUUAUUCAGUGUUCCCAUUAUCUCCGGUAGAGUGUUUAUGGAUUAUUGUCGUAACUUCAUGUUUCCCAGCCAUGGGUUUGGGUCAAGAAAAGGCUAGUGAUGAUAUUCUAACUCUUCCUCCAAACAAAACUAUUUUCACUUGGGAAGUUAUGGUUGAUAUGGUGGUUUACGGUACUUGGAUGGCUUCUUGUAAUUUAGCAUGUUAUUCAUUGAUUGUUUUCGAAAUCGGUAAUGGAUUUUUGGGUUCUGGAUGUAAUGAAUCUAAUGGUACCGGUUGUAACCUUGUAUUCAGAGGAAGGGCUGCUGCAUUCUCUUGUUUCACCUGGUGUGCGGUAUUGUUAGCUUGGGAAUGUAUCCAUUUACGUAAUUCCUUAUUCAACAUGAGGCCGAAUUCAGAACUUAGUUGGUAUAAGAGUUUGAGCAAGGAUUUAUGGGAUAAUAAAUUCUUAUUCUUCUCCAUCAUUUUUGCUAUACUUUCAGUCUUCCCAGUGGUUUACAUUCCUGUCAUCAAUGACAAGGUAUUCUUACAUGCUCCAAUCGGUUAUGAAUGGGGAUUGUCUGUUGCAUUCACUGUUUUAUUCAUGAUGGGGGCAGAAUUGUGGAAAUUUGUCAAAAGAUGCUACUAUAGGUCACAGGCUGCAAAAAACCCUGACCACGAAUUGGAGAAGAACGACCCUUUCCAAAAAUACGUCACCAUGUCUCGUUCCAACACUUUAGUAGUUUAA